Tyto alba (common barn owl) is the source of this 2965-nucleotide messenger RNA. It is a transcript of the gene PLCD4, whose product is annotated as phospholipase C delta 4. Gene Ontology annotation, molecular function: phosphatidylinositol-4,5-bisphosphate phospholipase C activity; calcium ion binding. Gene Ontology annotation, biological process: intracellular signal transduction; lipid metabolic process. The record is from RefSeq and is a predicted model, not a curated record. The transcript is spliced from 16 exons. The coding region runs from base 65 to 2428 and encodes 787 amino acids. Lineage: Eukaryota; Metazoa; Chordata; Aves; Strigiformes; Tytonidae.
GGCACCGGAGCGGCACCGGAGCGGCACCGGAGCGCGCGACCACCAGCGUGGAGGAGGCAGAGCCAUGGCAUCGCUGCUGUGCAACGCCCGCAUCCAGCUCACAGACACGCUGGAGCAGAUGCAGCAAGGGACACUGAUGCGCAAAGUCAAGUCCAAGAGCUGGAAGAAGCAGCGUUACUUCAAGCUGCAGGAUGACUGCAUGACCAUCUGGUACCAGUCCAAGAGGACAGGCAAAACUGAGUCUGCCUUCUCCAUCAGCGAUGUGGAGACAGUGCGGGAAGGGCACCAGUCCGAGGUGCUGCAGAGCCUGGCCGAGGAGUUCCCCCCCGAGCGCUGCUUCACCAUUGUCUUCUACGGCCGCCGGGGCAACCUGGACCUCAUUGCUGGCUCGGCAGAGGAGGCACAGUGCUGGGUCCAGGGCCUGCGCCAGCUCAUCGAGGUGGCCACCAGCAUGGACCAAAGGGAGAAGAUAGACCAGUGGAUUCGUGACUGGUUCCAGAAAGCCGACAAGAAUAAGGAUGGGCGCAUGAAUUUCAAGGAGGUGCAGCGUCUCCUCAAGAUGAUGAAUGUGGAUAUGAAUGAGGAUCAUGCUCUGCGGCUCUUCCAGGAUGCCGACAAGUCUGAGUCAGGGACACUGGAAGGGGAGGAGUUUGUGCUCUUCUACAAGGCCCUCACGCAGCGCGAGGAGGUGCUGAGCCUCUUUCAGGACUACUCCGAGGAUGGGAAGAAGCUGACGCUGCUGGAGCUGGUGGAUUUCCUGCAGCAGGAGCAGCUGGAGGAUGAGGGCACAGAGGAGUUGGCCAUGGAGCUCAUCGACAAGUAUGAACCAUCGGAGACAGCCCGGGCUCGCCACGUGCUGAGUGUCGACGGGUUCCUCAUGUACCUCUGCUCCCCGGAGGGCUCCAUCUUCAACCCCCGGCACCAGGCGCUGUGGCAAGACAUGAGCCAGCCGCUCUGCCACUACUUCAUCUCCUCCUCCCACAACACCUACCUGAUAGAGGACCAGAUCCGGGGCCAGAGCAGCAUCGAGGGCUACAUCAGGGCUCUGAAACGGGGCUGCCGGUGCUUGGAGGUGGAUUGCUGGGACGGGCCGAAUGGGGAGCCCAUGGUGUACCACGGCCACACCUUCACCUCCAAGAUUCCCUUCCGGGAGGUGGUGAGCACCCUGGGGAAGUACGCCUUCAAGACCUCAGACUACCCGGUGAUCCUGUCCCUGGAGAACCACUGCAGCAUGGAACAGCAGGAGGUCCUGGCCCAGCAGCUCAAGGACAUCCUGGGAGAACAGCUCCUCACCACCACCACUGAUGGGCACGUCCCCACCCAGCUCCCAUCCCCAGAGGAGCUGAAGCACAAGAUCCUGUUGAAGGGGAAGAAGAUUGGGCGGCUGGAGGACACGCUGGAUGGGCCAGGGGACGGGGCUCAUGAUGUAUCCGAUGAUGACAAUGGGGCAGAGGCAGAGGAGGAGAGGCGGAGGACGAAGAAGGACAAGGAGAGCCUGGCACAGGCGUUGUCCGACUGUGUCAUCUACUGCAAGAACGUGUCCUUCCGGGGCUUCCAGGAGGCCCGCAGCCACUCCCGGCCCUCCGAGAUCUCCUCGCUCUCUGAGGCCAAGGCCAGGAAGCUCAUCAAGGACGCGGGGAAUGAGUUUGUCCGCCACAACGCCUGGCAGCUGACACGCAUCUACCCCAGCGGGAUGCGGACCGACUCCUCCAACUACAGCCCCCAGGAGAUGUGGAACGUGGGGUGCCAGAUCGCUCUGCAUCUCUCUGGCCACGGGGACGGGCUGGUUCUCAGCUCCAAGCAGGGCACGGUGCCUCCAAGCUGCCCUCAACCCUUUCCCUGCCACCUUCUCCCAGUGGCCCUGAACUUCCAGACAGCCGGCACAGAGAUGGACCUGUGUGAUGGGCUCUUCAGCCAGAAUGGCGGCUGCGGCUAUGUGCUCAAACCACCCUUCAUGAGGGAUGAGGAGACGCUCUUCAACCCCAGUGACCCUGGCAGCCGGGAGGGUCCUGGCCCCAUCACCCUGACAAUCCAGGUGAUCAGUGGGCAGCAGCUGCCCAAAGUGGCCAACAGCAAGGACGGAGCUGUCAUCGACCCACUGGUGCGCGUGGAGAUCCACGGGGUCCCCGCCGACCAGGCACGCCAGGAGACAAAGUACAUCGAGAACAACGGGUUUAACCCCCGCUGGGACGAGACACUCCAGUUCCAGCUCCACGUGCCCGAGCUGGCCCUCGUCCGCUUCGUGGUGGAAGAUUACGACAAGACUUCCAGGAACGACUUUGUGGGCCAGUUCACCCUAGCCUUUGCCAACAUCAAACCUGGAUACCGCCACAUCCAUCUCCUCUCCAAGGAUGGCACCAGCAUUCCACCCUCUUCGCUCUUUGUCCACAUCCGCAUCACCGACCCGCCCGGCCCUGAGCAGGACUGAGGUUAUGUGGAGAGCAGGACCCAGAUGGAAGCCACAGAGUCGGCUCCAAGGGGCUGGGGCAGAGGAGCCAACCGCAUCUCCCUCUUGUUAAGCCGUUUGUGUCAUCCCCGUGUCAUUGUUGCUGCCGUGCUCCCCUUUUCAGUAGCCUCUGAGGGCUGGGAAAAGGCACUGACCUCCCCUCCCCAGGUUCUGUAUGCUGCCUCCCACCCACGAAUGUGGGGUCUGUGCUGGUGCAGGCCCCGGCGCCCCCCACAUUCAUCUUGCCCUGGCCCACAGGAAGAGGAGAGAUGGUGCACGGUCCCCGGCUCUGCUGCAGGGGCUGGUCCCCCCAGGUGAGCAAGGCUGGAGCUGAGCAAACCCCGAUGCUGGGCAGAGCUGGGAGAAGAAUCUGUCUGCAGUGCCCCGUGACCCUACAGAGCCCCAUCGCAGCCCCUAGCCCCUACAGCCCCCCCGGGCUGCUCCUGGCCAGCACCCAGUACUAACCCUUGCCACAUCCUUUCUCUGUAAGCAACCUAAUAAAUUGUUCAGUGACAGGCA